AUGUUUAGCAUUCUCGCACACCGCUUCCCUUCUUUUGGCGUGGUUACAGAUCCUACUGUCGAUAUCAUAGGAAGUAGCUUGCAUGAUGAUGAGAAGGAGAACAGUGAUCUUGGUGGUGGUGGCGAAAGCAAGGACUCCUCCGACUCGCCCAGUAAUGCUGAUACUGAGGACAAAUCUGACUCCGACUCUAACAGCAAGCGACGAGAACAUUCAAGCCGCGCUCGAAAGCGCACACGUGUCUCGAUCAAAUCCUUGUCAAGGGCUGGCUUGGAUUCUUCUGAUGGAAAAAGGCUCCUUGCUUCAAUGAACUCUUAUGCAGGAACAGGAUGCAAACAAGGUGUUCUGAAGGAUUCUAUCAAGGUUCUUAAGUCCGGUUUACCUGCGGUUUCUACAGCUCAUUAA
Dibothriocephalus latus is the source of this 402-nucleotide messenger RNA. NCBI's taxonomy places the organism in Eukaryota, Metazoa, Platyhelminthes, Cestoda, Diphyllobothriidea, Diphyllobothriidae. The record is from the annotation of a GenBank genome assembly.